AUGACAUUCGCAAUCCCACCAGAUGACUCUUUCAGAACAGUUACCACCAAAGGCAAGGCCAACGACGGAAGUGCGUGCUCUUUCCAUCUCAGCCGUACCGGUGGUGAACGAAUUGUUAUGCUUAAGUCAGUCUCGCGACGAAAGCGGAUACACGCUGGCCCUUUCGCCAAACAUGUGCCGUAUUCCGCGGAACAAGCUGCUGUUGAUCGUCGACAGUCGGCGAUCGAUCAUCGGAAAAACAUGCGGCUGCCCGUAUUGUUGCUGUGUGUGCCCACACUGCUGAUGACCGUUGUUAGCUGUACAAAAGUGUCCUGGCCAGCCCUGGAAGCAUCGGAUGAGUAUUUCGCUCCGCUCAUGCAAUCAUUUUCCAAAUUUCCCUUUCACGACAUCUACGAGACGGCUCCGCUGCCGUCGGAUCUGAUGGUGCCGGGAUCACGCUUGCUCAAGAUCAAACCGGCGAUGCGCGGCGAAUGGACUCGGAAGACGGCCAAGGACUUGGACGAUGAUGGCCCCCACGAUGAGCGGACCUGUCGGUUGUGCGAUCUGCUGUCGACGAUUUUGGGUGGAAGUGCAAGCGAAACACGACGCAAUGCUUCCAAGAAGCGAAUUCGGCCGGCCAAGCUGCGGAAGCUCAUGAAGCAUUGUAGGAAGAAUUGA
Molecule: messenger RNA, 657 nt
Organism: Aedes albopictus (Asian tiger mosquito)
Lineage: Eukaryota; Metazoa; Arthropoda; Insecta; Diptera; Culicidae
Exons: 3
Coding region: 1-657 (218 amino acids)
Source: RefSeq, a predicted model, not a curated record